UUUGAGGAAGACAAGUGCAUGAGACGCACACAAUCCUCUCGAAAGUAGAGAUCUAUUGGAAGCUCAUGCAAAAAGGACUCGCUGCCAUGGACCCUAAACUGGAAUUCAAACUUGACUGACAUGUUAUCUGAGCUCAGACGCUCUCAUUUAAAUUAAAGGGAAAUUACACAACUUUCCUGUCACAAUGAGUCUGGGAAAACUGCCAGGGAUCAAGGGCCUUGUGUCUGGCUCGCAGGGGAAACGUCGUUUCAAGAGCGAACUCUCUGUGGACAUGAUCAGCCCGCCGCUGGGUGACUUCCGACACACUAUGCAUGUUGGUCGUGGCGGGGAAGUGUUUGGUGACACUUCCUUCCUUAGCAACUACGGGGGCAACCGGGAACCAGGAAGUCCAGACUCAGCAAACAGCUCCAGGACGACCGGGUUCUUCACACGCACCUUUCGGCAUGUACGGAAGAACUCGGUGCCGCGUCCGCGAGGGGGCUCCCGGGACUUGUCAUCCACGCCACCAGACGUCUCACCCAUCAUCAAGAACGCCAUCUCCCUGCCCCAGCUGAACAUGGACUCCCCCAAUGGGUGCCUACAGAGGGUGCUGUUCCCCAGCUCCAUCAGCUCGACAGAUGACUCCUUCUGCACAUAUGGUCUACAGUCUGGAUUUGUCACUCUGCGCCUCUCUCGCAUUGACAGACAGUUUUAUGAUGGAGACGUGCAGAAAGGGUCUCUACCCGACAGCGGUGGCUUCACGCUGACUCGCUCAGACUCCCUCAUGUCGUUCACUGUAGACCUCGGCCCUUCUCUUAUGACUGAGGUGCUGAGCUUGAUCGACAACCCCAGCUGCCUUCAGGCGUCCAAUCACAGCCAGGCAGCAGGCGAGGAAGAGGAAGGAGAGGACCACAGCUCUCUAACAGAGACGCCUGUGCAGAGCCCUGAGCUGACUUCACCCAACCCCUCCAUGAGUAGCAGGUCAUUCAGCAGUAACAUGAACAACAGGGGGGGCUCUUGUAGCGUGGACUGGGCAGAGCAAGAGGAGGGGGGGUCACUGAGGACUCCAGAUGUGCACUGGGUCUCCUCAGAGAGCGGAGCCGGCGAUGGAGGCAGAACGGUUCCAGAGGGCGGCUGA
Perca flavescens (yellow perch) is the source of this 1117-nucleotide messenger RNA. Its product is annotated as cdc42 effector protein 1-like. Gene Ontology annotation, molecular function: small GTPase binding. Lineage: Eukaryota; Metazoa; Chordata; Actinopteri; Perciformes; Percidae. Gene Ontology annotation, cellular component: cytoplasm; plasma membrane; cytoskeleton. Gene Ontology annotation, biological process: Rho protein signal transduction; positive regulation of actin filament polymerization; regulation of cell shape. The record is from RefSeq and is a predicted model, not a curated record.